UUUGACUGCAGGGAAGAGGUAGCUAUUAGAGAGCUUUUAACAGUAACAAAUGGUACACGGACUGGUGGCCCUGCCGAAGGGGCUCAUCUUCACAUCGUUGAUUUGUCUGAUGCUAGAUCUUCCUUAGAGCUAAUUAAGGAAGCAAAACGUAACGGCGAUAGCAUAACUGUUGAAACUUGCACCCACUAUUUAGCCUUUUCAGCUGAAGAGAUCCAAGAUGGAGAUACACGUUUUAAGUGUGCCCCGCCCAUUAGGAAUUCUGCAAAUAAGGAAACACUAUGGGAAGCUUUGAUGGGUGGACGUAUCAACUUGCUAUGCUCUGAUCAUUCACCGUCAGUACCAGAACUCAAACGCCUUGAUGAUGGUAACUUCUUGAAGGCAUGGGGUGGCAUAUCUUCUUUGCAGUUUGUUCUCCCUGUGACGUGGACCUAUGGCCGUAAGUAUGGAAUUACUUUGGAACAAUUAGCUUCAUGGUGGAGUGACAAGCCUACCAAACUUGUUGGCCUAGAUUUGAAGUUUGGAAGGAGUUAUAGUUGGAGAUUUAGACAAUGGCAGUCAAUUGGUACACAACAAUGGACAAAGAUGGCCUCUUCAGUUAACCAAUUUAAAUUAAUGUCACUCCUAGUAUCAGUUUCAUGAUUAUUGUGCGUAUAUGUAUGUGUUGUGCAUUGUGUUGCUUUAUAAUUGUUUUUGUAGUUAAUAGUUUUUACAUUACUAUUGUGUUAGUUUGAAUAUUUCUAUACUUACAGGUAUGUGUUCGGCUUUGGGAGCAAGACGGUAUAAACUCGGUAAAGAAGUAAUCUUCAAGUAAAGAACAUCUCCGCGGGUGAAGAAUUGGGGUACUUGAAUGAUAUGGCAGCCUAGUUUAGGAUUUCAUUUUUUGGAAAGGGAGAUUACAUUAGUGUUUUUCUAAUGAGUGUAAUUACUCUCACUCUUCAAUGUAGUUUGUGUUGGAAAAUUAUUUUCCAAUCUAUAUUGUAAUGAAUCUUCAUCUAAUGGUUGAAUUAUUUAUUUUACAUUGACAUCA
This is a messenger RNA of Rhododendron vialii, 1027 nucleotides long. Its product is annotated as allantoinase-like. Gene Ontology annotation, molecular function: allantoinase activity. The record is from RefSeq and is a predicted model, not a curated record. The annotation marks the transcript as partial. The transcript has 5 exons. Lineage: Eukaryota; Viridiplantae; Streptophyta; Magnoliopsida; Ericales; Ericaceae. Gene Ontology annotation, biological process: purine nucleobase catabolic process. Gene Ontology annotation, cellular component: cytoplasm.